AUGCUGUCGGAGAGUUUGAAAGAUGCUAGGAAAAGCGAGCGGCAAAUUACAGUUUGUUGGAUAGACUUAGAGAACGCGUUCGGGUCGAUACAACACGAGUUGAUGCUAUUCGCGCUUAGAUGGUAUAACUUUCCACCCUUAGUUAGCGAUAUGAUUGCGUCGUAUUACUCAAAAUUAAAGUUUUCUAUUAUAACUAAAGAAGGCCCUUCAAAAAUAGAUAAACUUAUCAGCAAUGAGAAAAAAUGGGGGUAUCGGUUUAAGUUCAAUAACAAAUACACGGAAUCCAUUUUAGCCUUCGCUGACGAUCUCGCAAUACUGACACGUCACCCCAAACACUGUCAAGUACUAUUGGAUGAAGUGGAUAAAUUCUGUGAGUGGACGGAUGGAUUGAGGACAAAACCAAAUGCAGGCGUCAUAAAGAUGUUGAAGUUGUGGCUCGGGCUCGCGCUAACGGCUGAUUCAUCGGCUUUAUUCAGGGAUCGUAAUAGUUUUGGGAUGAAUCUAAAAAAGACCAUCGGAGCUCUACAAACACCUAAGACACUAAAAUGGCGCACCCUAAUUCAUGACUGGUCGCCAGCCUUGCUAAAAUUUUAUCUCAAUGCGUUCCAGAUGACUCUCCCAGAUCAGAGUAAUUUAGUAAGAUGGGGUAAAGGUACCGAAAAAACUUGCUAUAUCUGCGGAAAGGCAGUUGGAACUGCCAAGCAUUUGCUGGUGGGAUGUAAGGUUCUCCUGGACAGCGGUCAAUACUCGCGUCGUCACGAUAGGCUUUUAGAGAUCAUACUUUUUGUGAGAGAGGGCACCAGGGCUAUAAAAUCAAACGUCAAGCCUUACUCUAUCCUUAAAGCGGCUUCGGAUUGGACUAUCAUGAUGGAUACGUAUGAGAAACAAUACAAAAUCCCCGAGGAUAUUUGUGCGUCGGCCUCCAGACCAGACAUAUUUCUAUAUUCGCGUAUUUUAAAGCGCGUUGUGAUGAUAGAGCUUACGGUGCCUUGGGAAACCAACAUCCCCAAAGACUAUGCCAUCAAGGUCAAUAAGUAUUACGAGCUCACUAACGAACUAACUCGAAAUAGGUUCGUCGUUGAUUUGUACGCGGUAGAGGUGGGAGCGAGAGGUAUAACAGCUAAAUCUCUCUAUAACCUACUAAAAGACUUGGGCCUGUCCAGAACUAACAUUAAUUCAUUCUUAGAACGUACGUCGAAGGCAGCCCUAGUAGGUUCUUUUCAAAUUUGGUUAGGUAGGGAGAGGAACUUGGACAGUGGAGGUGAGCGUAUAACGCGCGUUAGUUAA
This is a messenger RNA of Danaus chrysippus (African queen), 1287 nucleotides long. Lineage: Eukaryota; Metazoa; Arthropoda; Insecta; Lepidoptera; Nymphalidae. The record is from the annotation of a GenBank genome assembly.